This is a messenger RNA of Chaetura pelagica (chimney swift), 981 nucleotides long. RefSeq names its product ring finger protein 44 (gene RNF44). NCBI's taxonomy places the organism in Eukaryota, Metazoa, Chordata, Aves, Apodiformes, Apodidae. The record is from RefSeq and is a predicted model, not a curated record. Bases 70 to 981 code for a protein of 303 amino acids. The transcript is spliced from 8 exons.
AAGGUGCUGGUGUCUCACACUGCCAGGAACCUGAGGUCCCGUGUGCCCAUCUGCCUCCCAACGUCACCAAUGCGACCAUGGGAACUGGCAGUGAAUAGGCGGCCACCCUCUGCCCCUUUUAACCAGCGCCGUUUCUCGGGGGGACCCUGCAGCAGCCCUGAUCACCUCCGGAGAAGCCCCCCUGCCAGGCGUCAGUGGGGACGACGCGACCGACCUCUGGCAACCCUGCUGGGCCAGGAUGAGCCCCAGCAGCACCCUGCCUUCCCCCAGCAGCCGCACGGCCCUGUAGAUGAGCCCCGUGCCUACGCUCUCCCCAGCACGCCGCCACGAAUGCUUCACCCGGCCGCUCACCCGCCCCACCAGAACCCAUUCAUGGUGGAUCUGCAUGACCAGGUGCACCAGGGACCUGUCCCUCUCUCCUACACGGUUACCACCGUCACGACGCAAGGCUUCCCCAUCCACGCCGGCCAACACAUCCCUGGGUGCAGCACCCAGCAGCUCCCAGCAUGCUCAGUGAUGUUCAGUGGACAGCACUACCCGCUCUGCUGCCUCCCGCCCCCGCCUCCGCCACCCCCACCGUACUACCCGAGCUUCCUGCCCUAUUUCCUCUCUAUGCUUCCCGUGUCGCCGACGGCUGUGGGGCCCACGAUCAGCCUAGACCUGGAUGUGGAUGAUGUGGAGAUGGAGAAUUAUGAGGCGCUGCUAAACCUGGCUGAGCGGCUGGGGGAGGCCAAGCCACGGGGACUCACCAAAGCAGACAUUGAGCACCUCCCGUCCUACCGCUUCAACCCCGAGAGCCACCAGUCUGAGCAGACCCUGUGUGUCGUGUGCUUCAGCGACUUCGAGGCCCGGCAGCUUCUCCGAGUCCUUCCCUGCAACCACGAGUUCCACGCCAAGUGUGUCGACAAAUGGUUAAAGGCGAACCGCACGUGCCCCAUCUGCCGGGCAGACGCGUCGGAGGUGCAGCGGGAGGCGGACUGA